CGCUGAGGCAGCCAGACCGGGUCGUCAGUGCUGGUGUGGCCGUGGCGGAGCCGGCUGUGUGUCUGUGUCAGUGUUGCGGUGCGGGACUCUCUCUCGCCGAGGUACAGAGUGAGUGUGUAGGUAGCGGGCCUGUGAAUGCGCAUCCUGUCGCAGUGGUGCGCAAGUGUGCUCGCUCAGGGUCGUAGCGCAGGACUCGCUUCUUUCCAGCUUCAGCGCCGCUACCGCCUGUUCUCGCUCACCCUUAGAUCGACUCCGGCCCACAGUGAGGCUCCGCUCCUUACACCAGAGGCCCUCGGCGACGCUUCUCAUUCCACUUACAGAAUAUCAAGGAAGUCAAUAACUGAGGGUUCAGGACGCGAACUCCGGAUGUGCAAGUGAGUGAGGCUGUCACGCUGCUUUGUUGAAAAGUAGUGUAGUGUCGCGUGAUCAGUCUAACCGUUUGUACUCCAACGUGACUUUGGAGAAUCUAACACAAUAAAUAAUACUUGUCUUGUGGUACAUUCGUAAGUGUAAUUUAGAAGCUUAAUAGUGAACCUAAAUCUCGUAAUGAAGGAGGAAGGAAGCGUGGCUGCCCACUCUGAGACGCUGCGGGCACUCAACCUGCAGCCUCCCAAGAUACGCAGCCAUCUCGACCUACUGUCCGACCCCCUGGCUCCCCUCCGCGGCCCCGCCAACCCCGCCCCGUCACACCCCCGCCUCAUCGCCACCCGCAGCCUCAGGGGGGUAUUCCAGUCACGCCUUAACGGGCCGCUGGGCUCUCUGCAGCCGCCCGCCUCCCAGGGCUCCCAAACUCCUGCCUCGGCUGCCAGGUCUCCUAGGGCUCUGAAAAGACUGGUUGGGCGCCACGCUCGCCCGCAGCGUGCCAGGAGCCAGCCAGCCUCAGGGAAGGAAAACUUUACGACCUUCGAAGAAGAUGAAGAUGAGGGAUUUGAAGACGUGUGGGCGUGCAAUGGGCGGGAGGAGCCUCGACCAAUGCUCACUAGACGUAACACUGAAGGCGCCGACACCAGGUGGGCAGGAGAUCUCACCCGCUUGUCCUCGGCGCUGGACCAGCUGGCUGCCCUGUGUAACGCCACGCAGCGGCCUCACAGCGCCCUGGAGUCAGGUGGCAUGAGCCGUGGUGACGCGCACCUCAGCCACAAUCACAAUUCUGGCCACCCGCCCCCUAAUCCCCUCCCGGCCAACGUAUCCCCGACCUGCCCCGUCCACGGCACCAACGCCAUCCUGGCCCACACCCUCCUGGCCGCCCAACCCUCCCUGGAGGGUGGCCGCGCCUCCCCUAAAACCAUUCACCACCACCCGUUCGAGAGUGACUCCGGCGGCAGCUCAGGUGGUCACGUGGUCUCCAACCCUCCCUCGCCUGUUGGGGUGUCUGGAAACCGGGAGGCCACGGCGGGAGUGGCCAAGAGGAUGGGCGUGGCGCUCCGUGCUCUGGGCGGGCGGCUGGUUGCUUGGGGCAGGGGCGGUGAGGUGUCGCAAAACUCCACGCAGCUCUCCUCCUCCUCAUCAUCGUCAUCCUCCCCCGUGACUGGCCGACAUGCAGGUGAGUACUGACACAGGUUUGGGACAGAUGCUUUUAGUCUGUGUUGUGAGGUGUGGGUGUGGGGAGGGACGCCCUGGCAUGCCACACUUUGCAUGGCGUGAUCGAGAAGCAGCGAUGCGAUGACUAUAGAAAGAUAAAUUUGCACAGAAUAUUUCUUUUAGUGACAAAAAUUCCAGACUCCAACCUUGGCGUUCCUUGGCGGGGAGCGAGUCACGCACCGGAAGAUAUGACAAAGUAUUGAACAUUUAUAGUGACCUCAUCCGUUGCCGAGCUCCCAUGACCACCCGCAGCCACAGGCACACACCCCAAGGCCUGGGUCCCGCGUGCAGGAUGCGGCGUGGGUCUGCGAGGCCACUAAUUUACUCUGCUCAAUGGUACUGCUACGCGUCCUCCCUGUGUCUCAUUAUUAUGGGUAAUUUUCGUUUAAUAUCCAUUCAUGGCAUUAAGUGCUUGCGUGUCGAGGAAGAGAGACCUGUGGGGACGAUAAGGCUCACCUCCCGUCACUGUGGGCCGCGGGGCUCGACCCUCACGAUGCUGGGGUACAGUUUCCGCGGCCCGCACACCACGCCACCUCCAUGCAAGGUUUCUCCCGGGCCGGUGCGCUGUCCCACUUAUCAGAUGACUUUUAGGUAAUCAUGUCAAGAACUCAGGUCAUGACGUGUUUAUUCCGUGCUCUCUGGCGACCGUGUGUGGAUGGAGGGGGGUGGGAAAUGCUGUGCUAAUUAGUGUGUCGAGGUGGCGCGUGAUGGCAGCUGACGAGGCGCAGGUAAUUAUACUUCGCUAAUGUCUCCAGGGCGUUGCGUUGACUGUGCUCUCUUGGCGGCCUGCGAGGAAUGAGGAAGGAAGGGAAAAGAAGGGAGAAGAUAGAUCAAAGGGAGAAUUAAGGGAAAGAAAAAAAAAAUGUGUUAAAGUAAAAAAAAAA
Scylla paramamosain (green mud crab) is the source of this 2465-nucleotide messenger RNA. RefSeq lists its product as uncharacterized. The coding region runs from base 547 to 1554 and encodes 335 amino acids. NCBI's taxonomy places the organism in Eukaryota, Metazoa, Arthropoda, Malacostraca, Decapoda, Portunidae. The record is from RefSeq and is a predicted model, not a curated record. The transcript has 2 exons.